This is a messenger RNA of Daucus carota subsp. sativus, 2037 nucleotides long. RefSeq names its product TSL-kinase interacting protein 1. The record is from RefSeq and is a predicted model, not a curated record. The coding region runs from base 170 to 1708 and encodes 512 amino acids. The transcript is spliced from 9 exons. Lineage: Eukaryota; Viridiplantae; Streptophyta; Magnoliopsida; Apiales; Apiaceae. Gene Ontology annotation, molecular function: chromatin binding. Gene Ontology annotation, cellular component: nucleus. Gene Ontology annotation, biological process: pattern specification process.
GGUGUAAUUGAAAAAUUCAAACAACCCGCCCAGACAAAUGUAUGAUAUCUGAUAUACAUAUAUACCCGCCCCCAAAUCUAUCAAACCAGAAGAAGCUCCAGUUGUUCCAUUUCCAAUUGAAUGAGUCUUAUCGUCUCACAAUCACACCACUCAAUCUAGGAAUUGUGCUAUGAAAACUUGUACUAAAAACCAAUUACCCGGAGGAGAAGGAGGAGGAAGCACUGUUAAGCGCAAAGCUUCCCCAAUUAAGUCUUCUACUAAAUUGUCCGCUAAAUUUAUGAGGUCCACAUCACCAGAUAAAGAAAAUAAUACUCUUGCUCAACCAUUGCCUCCCCGUCUCGCGAAACAACCUCGUGUUCUGCAAGAUGCUGCUCGACUGCCUACAACAGAGCUAUUGACUCAUCACUUACACCCUUCAACAAAGAUUCAGCUUCAGCUUUUCCCCAUCAACCAGGACACUCGGAUUCAAUUGGAGAAAGAUGGUUACAAUCCGUUUCUAGAGCUCACAUUAAGAGCUCGCAAGAAGAUAUCGUCUGUCAUUACACACAUGGAUAGUAAAUGGGGCAGUUCGAGCAUUGCAACUGGAAAGCUUAUGCUUGUACCGUAUACUACAACAUUGGACAAGGUAGCGUCUGUGAAAAGAUGGACUUUGGAUGACAUUUCGGUAACUGCUGGAGAUGUAUAUGCAGCCGUGGACAGUCCUGAUGUAUUUCGCUUAAGAUAUGGCUGGUUUUCCAACCUUGAGUCCACUUGCUUUGAAGGUUCUUUAGGAUCUGAAGGUGUUAAUGGUUUUGCGCGUACUUCAGAGGUCACACCUAAUUUGAUGAAAGAAUUAGAGAGGACAAGUGAAGAUAUUGUAAAGCCGAAUCAUGUUGGCACUGCAGCUGAGAAGAUUGUUACUGACCAGUGUAUGGAUGUUUUAGCUAAUCAUUUGGAUGGUAAGAAGAUGGACAAUGGCACUGGAGGAUCAAGUGUAACAUGCGAUAAUAAUUUGACUAUUGGCACUGGACAACUUUUACCGUGGGAUGAUAGUAUUCUUAAUUUGAGCAUUGGAGGCUUUAUCUCCGAAUUAUCCUUACUGGGCAAGGCAGAUGGUUGCAAUAUAAAAUCAACUCAAAGUCAACAAGGGUUGCACCAAAUCCCAAUUUCUGAUUUUAGCAUUGGUGGGCUGCUCAAUGAAGCUUCUUUGCAAGGAAAGAUCCAUAGUAAUAAGUUAGCAUCAAAUAGUAGUAAAUCAGCUGUACAGGAAGACAUUGGCAAGGGAUCCCAAUUUCCAUGGGAUGAUAGUCUAACUAAUCUGAGCAUUGGGGGUCUGCUUUCUGAAGCAUCACUGCAGGAGAAGAUCCAGGCACAACCAGCAAAACCAUUAUUACGUGGAUCACAUUCAUCUUUUUUCGAUGCUGAAGAGACAUGCCAUGAAUUUUCAUACCAAAAAUCUUCAUUCACAAAACGUAAUCUGACUUCGAGUGGAAGCGGUAAACCUGGCAGCUGCAGCCACAAUACCAAUUUGAAUACUACAAAAGUUUCUUCUUGUCCCGAGGAAUCAAAGAAUGAUCAUCAGCCUGGUUCAAGAUUACACAGCGAAGAUAGUUUUAUUGGGCUGACAGGCAUCAAAUGGAACGACUCCUUGGGACCUUUUGAUGUUGGAGCAUCCACCCUACAGCCAGUUUUUGGAGACAGUAUUAGCUUCAGCAAACUCAUUCGAUAAAAGAGUUGUUGCCUCAUUCAUUUACUUGUGUAAUAUAAAAGACAUUCUAGCCGGUUCGAUAUAGGAAGAUUUGGAUGCCGAAAGACUUUGAAGAACUGCAACACAGUUAAAGACAAUAAUAAUUAGUUGAAUAGCAAAUGCUACUAUAGAUUGUUAAAACAGAACUUUGGAUUGCAGCUGGUUCAGAGGAAUGUGGCCGAAAUACAAUUUCCAUCCAUCCAUACAUAAAUUUAUGAAUAGAUUAAUGUUGUAGUAUUAAAUUUUUAAGCAUCGAAAUUUCUUUAGUUGGUGAAUAUUUUCUUUAAAAUUUUAUUUGUUUACUCCUUUUA